UUGUGACUGUUGUAUUUUGUUUGAAAAAACGUCGUCUUGACGACAGGUAUACUGACUUUUAUGAAUUAUUACAGUGUUGAUUUUAAUAUGAAUUUAUUAAAUUAUGGAUGAGAGUCAAAAAGAUUUGUCGCAGUCGUCAGAAUUCAAGAAUGUCCUUCCGGAUGUCGUUCAUUCACAGCAAAUCCCCACGCUAGAAACACUAGAAGACGUCGAUGUAAACGAGACGACGAAUGCGACGCAAGAAGAGAAAAACGCUCAAGAUGCUGAGGAUGUCAGUGGGACUGAGUCGAUAUCGGAACACAUACCUUUUAAAGUGGAAUACUCAAUUACUGAGUCGGAACCUGGCCAGUCAGAAUCUCAUAACUUACUUAAAAUCGAAUCGAAUAGUGCAAACAUAUCAAAACAUAAUUCUUUAAGCAUUCCUUUAUCAAACCAGGAGAUUGAAGUGAGCCCUAAUCAGCUAGAAAUUAGUCAACAAAGUUCUUGGAAUUUAGAUGUGAACCAAUCUGAUAUUCAUAUAAGUGAAGAGAGCCCAGUAAUACUGGCUCUCUCCUCAGAUACCUCUAAGGAUGUACAAAAAAGUAAAUCUCCAUUAUCAGAUAAACAGGAAACACCCGAGGAAUCUCCAAGAAGUGAGUAUAUUGAUUCUCUGAAUGACAAUUCUAAUAACAAGUCAAGUGAAAGUACAAAUGACAAUAAUUCUAGGGAAAAAUGUAAUUUAUCUAUUGAUAAUGAACCUCAAUCACUAGGACACUGUAGCUCUGGAUCAGAAGAGAUAAUAAAGUUAGAUAUAAGGGGUCAAGCUGCCCCGAGAUUCCCUUUACAAGCUGCUAAAAUAAUUUUUGGACCACCACCUGAUGGUGGUACAAUUAUUGGCCCAAAUCUGGAGCCAUUACCCAUGUUUCACAACUUAUUGUCUCCCUGUCUAGUUGUUGCAAAUGAUGGGGUUAAAGUUGAAGAAGUUUUUGAAGAUAAAGCAUCAUCGCCCAAGAAGGAAGCUUUGGAAUUAUCUUUGACACCAUCGGCAAGCUCUGCAAGUGACAAGAUAGAGCAGGAUGUUUUGGUUGAAGAAUUAACAAUAGAAGAUGAGGUGAAAGAACAGAUUAAAGAUGGGACAGGGACGGUACCACCAAAAUCUUUUGCUCCCGAUGACACGAUGUCUUUUAGUACAUUGAGCACGGAUUAUAAGACAAUUUGCGAAGAAUAUCACAUAAAGCUUGUGCACUUGGAAGAGGCUAUAUCCCACCGCGACCAACUAAUCGAAGAACUAACGGUCUCGUUGCAGCGAUCACUUCGCGAGCGAGACGACCUCAAACACGACAAUGAGCACCUCACGAACGAAGUACAAAACUUACAACAUCUCGCAGCCGAGCGAUCGCAUUCUGACCAUGACACUAUAAAAGCCCAGUUAUCCGACUUCAUGAAGUACCAAAAUAUGUUAAAAGACGACAGCACGAAAUUUUACUCAGCUCUCAUGAGUGGAACGGCGUCACUUCAAAGCUCCAACGGUGAGAAAGAUAUGGACCGAGAGGAGAUCACAGUGAACUACUCGAAAUCCGAUUUGCGAUCGUCGGGAUCGUCGGAAGAAUUUCAAACGGGCUUCGAGAAUAAACUGACGUUGUUGUUGAAUAAGUUUGAAGGAUAUAUAGAAGAGAACUUGAGGAACAAAUUACGUGAGAGUCUGAUUCAAGUGCUCUGUGACGAAAUCGGUAAAAUGAGGGUCGAAUACGAUACAGAUGUUAAAGAGGUAGAGACGCAAAUCAAACGAGACAAGCUGGCUUACACGAUCGAGACCCGUAAACUGAGGGAGCUGUUGGCUUCGGUGAAAGCGGGUAACGUAGACAUCGACGAAUUGAGACUGGAACUAAAUAUUAAACACGAAAAAGAAAUGGAGAAUCUGAGGACUUAUUUCGAAAAGAAGUGUUCAGAUAUGGAACGGAGCUACUCGGAGGAGGUGUGGCGCGACCGCGCGUGCGCGUCGUGCUCGAGCUCGCCCGAGCCGGCGGCCGAGCCCGCGCCCGAGCCCGCGGCCGACCCCGCGGCCGGGGACGCCGCGCGCCCGCCUGCGCCGCAGACGUCGACUCCCGUAGAUAACACGUUGAAACAGGCGAACAAGAAGCUGGAAAAACAGUUGGAAGACAUUAAAGCUGAACAUAUCACAUAUAUAAACGAGCUGCACGCGAGACACAAGGAAACAAUUGCUUCACUGGAAGAACAGAUAACAGAAUUAAAAGCGCACAUACAGACAGCGGAAAAUACGGAGGGGAACGUUCCGCUGUACCAACAGGACAUCGACCUUGAACUGGAAAAGGCGGCGGCGCGGCGCGACGAGCGCGUGCGGCGCGACGUGCUGCGGGACAUGCAGGACCAGCUGCAGGUAUUGCUGUCGGACCCCGACGCGGAGCUGUCAAGUUGGCCGCUAGAGCUGGUGGCGCUGCGCGACCGCAUAUACGCAGAGAAGGAUAAUGAGUUGCCGAGUGUCCGCGACGAGCUGUCGCCCGGCGAGGCGGACAAGCGGAGGCAAAGGCGAAACAACAGCUUUGAUCAGAAUAGACAGCUAGAAGAGGUCACUAAGGAAAGGGACGGUCUGAAACGCGUAGCCGUGACGCUGCAGCGUGCUGUCACGCAACUGGUCGCGUACUGCGCCAGCGCAGAGGACGAGCUCAACAAGACUGUGCUCGCGCAUCUGCUGGGACAACUCUCUGUUCAGGACCAAACAUUGGAUCUAGAUUCUCGUCCGUCAACUCCGAACCUAACGGACUUGAACUCGAGUCUUGUGUCACGUACUAAGCACGUGCACUUCGCGCCGGACUUGGACUCCAUUCUCGUGUCUCUGGAUGAGGAGGGCGUCGUCGGUUUCUUGCAACAGCAGAGGGAUCUCAGUGCGGACAUUAAGAGGGAACUCGAACACUCUCUGAAGAGGUUGAGGGAUGAGGCGCACGAGCUACUCGAGCUGUCUGCUCGAUGCGCAACUGGCAGAGUUCGUCAAGAAUCAAACAUGCUGGAGUCAAGCGCGGUACAGAUCACGGAGCUCGUGCAAGAGAUGGAUAACAAUACGAAAAUAUGCGACAACUGCGAGCUGCAGAAAAAGAUCCUGGAGGAGGCGCUGUCGGAGGGCUGCGAGCGCGAGGCCGCCCUGCGCACCGAGCUCGAGAGCGCCGCCAUGAGGCUCGCGCAGCUGCUGGCCGAGCGCGGCCCGUCGGACGUCAUCGCCGAGGGGUACGGCACGGGCGCGGGCACGCUGGCGGCGGGCGCGGGCGCGUGCCGCUCGCUGGACGACGCGAGCUCGCCGCGCUCGCAGCUGGCGCGCGCGGCGCACGACCUGGACCUGGCGCUGCGCGAGCGGGACGACCUGCAGCAGCAGCUGGAGGCGGCCAACCGGCAGCUGCGCGCCACGCGGCAGUUCGUGGAGGAGCAGGCGGGCGAGCGCGAGGCCGAGCGCGACGAGUUCGCGGCGCGGCUGCGCGCGCUGCGCGACGACAACCAGCGCCUCAGCGCGCGCCUGCUGGCCGGCGCGCGCGUGCUGGCCGAGAUCCGCUGUUUGCGCCUUCCGCAAUGCAACUGUCGAGAGCACAAUGCACAUGUGGAACAGCUAGAAGCUCAAGCGCGCGAUAUGAAUCAAAUGAUUACGGAUCUGGAGACGCGGAAAGCGGAGGCCGACGAGAGAGUCAAGGCGACCGAGGAGAAGAUUUCGCUCCUACGGGACAUCAUCGCCAACCUCGAGAGCCAGCUCGAGCAGAAGACGACGCACGAGGCCGAGGUGCUCGAGCAGCUCGAGCGGAUGCGCCGCACCAUCGACGACAGGGACGAGAACGUGCGAGCGCUGCUCCGCGAGCUCGACGAGCUGCGCAGCGAGCGCCGCGAGAGCACGCCGCCCCUCUGCGAGCGCUGCGGCCGCGACCAGGAGCAGUACGCCGACCUGCUCGAGAAGGUCAAGGAGCAGGCGCGCCUGCUGGAGGAGCGGCUGGCGCACCGCGCGCGGCGCCUGGAGCGCGCGUACGAGCGCGGCGGCGCGGGCGGCGCGGCGGGCGAGGGCGCGUCCGAGGACGUGUCGCUGCGCGAGCGGCUGGCGUCGCCGUGCAGCAGCCCCAGCCCGCGCGGCGGCGGCGCGGCGGAGCUGGGCGGCGCGUGGGAGCGCCUGCAGGCCGUGGUGCGCGCGGAGGACGCGGCGCUCAAGCGCAUCGCCGACCUGGAGAUGCAGCGCGCGCAGCUGGCCGACGUGGCGCAGGAGGUGCGCGCGGAGCGGGACGUGCUGCAGUCGCGCAUGUCGGAGCAGGCGCUGCGCAUCUCGUCGCUGUCGGCGCGCCUGCAGCAGCAGCGCAACGACGCCGAGGCGCUGGCGCACACCGCCGCCAGCGACCUGUCCGUGCAGCUGCACGACGCGCACGCCGAGGUUCAACGGUUAAAGGAAGAAUUGGAGUCAAAAGACAAACAGCUGAUGCGAUUGAAACAAAAUUCGGGGGAGAGAGAGAAGUUUGUUGACCAACAACAAUCGCUCUACGGAAAUUCAUGUAACCCAAAUGAUAAAGUUGUUAUAUUAGAGAGGGAACUGUUAAAUGCUCAGUCCAAAAUCGCCCAACUCGAAGGUAUCGUGACAAGUCUGGAGAUGGACAAAGACAAGCUGAAGUCUACAGUCAAAGAGUACGAAAGAGCACUGGCCGAAAAAGAGGACCAGUUCAACGACAUUAUGGCGCUCAAACUCGAAGAUGAACAGAACCAGAACCAAAGGAGCGAAAUCAUAGAAGCUAAGACAUCAGCUCGCACGCUUAGCGACAUUGUCUCCAUAUCGGAGUUCGACGAGCAAGACCUGCAGAUGCGGCGAGCGGAACUGAAAGCUCACAAUCUGAGCUUACACGGAAUUGAGAGCAAAGAUAAAAUGAAUCUCAAUAGGACAUUACCGCCCGAAGUUCAACGACCUUAUAUGAGUUCACUAAAUGCGGACUAUGUUGAUCAUUUUGAUGCAACAAAUUUCACACCACGAGCAGAUUCUCUCCCAAUACAUUUAACAUCGACUCAAAUGAAAGAUGCCUACAAAAGAAACGCUAAUGAGACUACCUUAUUCGGUAUGAUCGAUAAAUCGGGUGAUAGUGUUAAACACUCUACUGCUCAAAACAUACCCGACAAUUGCUCGAUGUAUCCAAACAGAGAUAUAAGUGACAGUAAAAACAUCAGCGUCGAACCAAAAAAGAUCAACUUUUCCUUGGAAGCUACCGAUAACAAAAUACAAGAAGAUGAAUUCACAUCUCUACGAGAGCUAGGCAUUUCGUUAGAUGUCAAGCAAGAGAAUUUCCCAGAUAUACUAACGCAAUUAAAGCAUGAAAUAAAAAAAUCAAGACGUGAAUUGGAAGCUUGCAAGUCUGAUUUGAAGAAUGCUGAAGAACAGCUAUGCGAGUUUCCAGCCUUGAAGGAAGAAGUAGAAGAAUUAAAAGGUCUUUUAGAAAAUACAAUGGCGACUAUGGAGAACGAUAAAAAAUUCUACGAGAACCAACUAGAGAAUUUCUCUUCAAAUAAGAAACUUCUCGAGCAAAGACUUGCGGAACUAACACAAGAGGCCGGUGAAAAAGCAAAUGAUCUGCAUUUACUAAAAGAGGAUAUAUUACGAAGAGAGAAUAUGAUUCUCGAGCUCGCAAAAGAGAAAAGGAAUCUUACAAACAAAAUAACAGACUUAGAAACAAAAAUAACUGAGCUCCAGACCAAGAACGCGGACAUAGACAAAUAUGAAACAGAAAACAAACAAUUGCGCGAAAAAAUAAAUGAGUUACAGAAAUUGGAACAAUUAGUUUCCGAAAAGAAUCAACAGAUAGAUAGUCUAAAUCAGCAUCUGGACCGAUUGGACGACUUGCAGAGAUGCCUCAACGACAAGAACGAAGAAAUGGAGAACAUAAAGGAAGCAUUGGAAGAGAAAUCUAAUGAACUAUUCCAAUUGCAGGACUCAGUCAAAAGUUUGAACAGCGACAUCGCUAAAGUAAUAGAAGAGAACGACCAACUCAGUUACGAUAAUAAGGACCUCAAAUUAAAAUUAAGCAAACUUGAAAAAGAACAAGAGAACGCUUCGAUGAAACUACAGAAUAGUGAGACUGAGUUGCAAAGGGUGAACUCUCUAAACAACGACCUAACAUCGAGAAUAGAAGAAUUAAAAUUACUGAAUGACAAACUCAAAGACAAGGAAACUGAAAUAGAAAUCCUUCACGAGGAUAUAAAUUCGUAUCACAACGAAAUAGCCUCAUUGAAGGAGCAACUUAAGAUGGUAUCCCGGAGUCCCUCGCCGGGGACCAAGAGCGAGGAGAAGAAAUCGCCGGACAGACAAGCGAGUAGCGACAAGAAGCAGCUGGUGAAGAUAAAGAAGCAGAUUACGUUACUGCAGCAUGAACUAGACUUUCAUAAGAAGGAACUAAAUGACAAGGCCUUCGAAUUAGCAAAAGCGAAAUUGGACUUAACAGAGGCAAGGACGAACAUGAGUCAAGUCACGAAGCAACUGUCCGACGAACACACGGAAAACACGGAGCUGCAGCGUCGCUCUCAUGCCUUGCAGCAGCAGCUGGAGCAGCUCACGGCGGAGAAGCAGCAGCUCAGUCAGCAGCUCGAGGUGGUCAUAGCUAGAUUGCGCGAGGAAUCUGACGUAAGCGAAUUGAAAGAGAAGCUGCGGGAGAAGGCGGAGAGGUGCCAGCAACUCGAGGCGGAGCUCGGGAACAUGCGAGACAUUUUUGAUAGGAGCCGGCGGGCGCGCUCGCCCACGGCGGAGCUGGAGCGCGCGCUGCGCGACCAACUCGACUACUCGCGCGCGCUGGACGAGCGCCUCGUGGACCAGAUACUAUCUGCAAGCAGCGAUGAGCGCGAAGACGUCCCCCGACUCGCUUUAAAUACUUCCAAUUGCUCAACGAGUUCGAUCCAGUCGUCAUCAUCGGAGCGCCUGCACAGGCUGCGCAAUGAAAACGAGAAGCUGGAGAUGCAAGUCAACAACUUGCAGUGCCGCCUGCAGGACAAGGACGCGCUCAUCGCCGAACUCAACAGGGUGCGCGACAAGCUGUCGCAGGAGAGCCAGUCGGCGCAGCUGCGCCUGGAGGCCGAGCGGGACAACUCCGCGCGCCUCGCGCUGCUGCUCGACGCGCAGAAGGACACGGCCGACACGCUGCACAACCAAGACUCGAGCAUGAUCGAGAUGCUGAAGCGGCGAUUGGAGGGCGCGAUGAAAUCCGAGCUAGAGGUGCAGGAGAGAGAGCAGGAACUGCUGCAACGCCUGCACCGACUAGAGCGCGCUCAGCCGCAAGCGGAGCCCUCCGACCAGCUAAAACAGGACGAGGAGCGGGCGUCGCGGCUGCGGGGCGAGGUGUCCCUGCUGCGCAGCCAGCUGUCGCUGGAGCGGCGCCGCAACGACGAGCUGCAGAGCGCCGCCGCCGCCGCGCGCGCGCACGCGCAGCGCGACCGCGAGGCCGCCGCGCGCGCCGCCGCCGACGCGCACGCGCGCCUCGCCGAGCUGCGCAGAUUGAAACACGAAACCGGCGUGGAGCUGGUGCGGACGAAGGAGAUCCUCCACUCGCAGACCGCGACCGUUGCGCAAUUGGAGAAGAAACUGGCUGCGGUGACCAAACACCGCAGUGUGAAUACGUUUACGGAAAUCGAAAACGAAAAGAGUGAACUAGCGCGUGAGAUGGCAACGCUUCGUCGCUGUCUCACCGAGGAGAGCCCCGAGCUGCUGCAGCUGCGAGCUGACAAGCAACGCCUGCAGGAGCAGCUCGCGCAGCUCAGGGACGAGUUGGACGCCAGGAACAACCUCACCGGCGACGAGAAGGAGCAGGCCAUCAGGUACUUGCACGGUCGCUGGAUUCGCCUGGAGAGCUGUCGCAAGGCGCUGCUGCGGGCGCCCGACGCGCACAAGCCCGGCACGCCGGUGUCGUCGACGCCGUGCCGCGAGGCAGCGGGCGGCAGUGCGCGGCGCUCGCUGCUGCGCGCGCGCCCGCUGAAGCCGUCGUGCUCGCCCGCAGUGCCCGAGUCGUUACAACGCCUGCAGUUCGGUGUUAACUCGCCGCACGACGAGCAUCUCGUUUUAAGUUCCCCGCGUGGAGAUGCCUCCUAUCAACACAAGCUGGGCGCCGUCAGCCGCCGGCUCGCCUGCGCCGCUCGGGACACGACGCGGGACACGCCCUGACCCCGCCGGGCGUCCCGCGCGCACGCCGUGCCCGACCCGCCCUGACCGCCGCGUCCCGCGCGCUCGCUCACUCACUGAGUCGUGACGUGUGACGCGCUGCGUGCUCCGGUGCUCCGGGGGACUCGCUGCACGAACGGGACACGCCGAGUAGAAGUAGGGAUACGAUUAACGCUGUGCUGGUAUGAACGAGUGGUGCAGAAUCAAUGCUGAGUGCACUUUUAAACGUUCUCUGAGCAUAAAUAAUUAUUUUAAAUUUAAUAUUGGAGACGAGUCCUGAUAUAAAAAAUAAUGCACAAAUAGCACUUAAAAACUUUUUUCGUUUGUGUAGUUUGUAUGAAGCAUGAAGCAAACUUUCAAACAACGCAUUUUUAAUUUUCUUGAUCAGAAAGUGACUUUUUAAAAAUAACUAAAUCACUACAGAGAUAUACAAAUUAUAUUUAUUUGAUAAUAAUUUAUGAUACGUGUGACGCCUUUCGGUGCUCAUUCAGAGGCUCACAUUGUGCUCGCGUGCGGGCACUUAACUUCCCAAUGCAUUUCCUCCCGUUAAACUAAGAUAGACUAGUGCCAAAUUGAGAAUGAAUUAGUUUUAUGUAUUGUGUUACUUAAUUUAUUUAUUACUUUUAGACUCGGUAGGAUUGUACGUGUCGGGGACGCAAACUGUUGUUACCACUCCGCCUAUUGUCUGUUUUGUUGUAGAGUGGGAUAUGAAAGAAUUGUCUAGAACCUCACGUCCAAUAAUGCCUUAGUAAAUAUACUGUUUUAUAAUCUGUGAAUAAAAAAAAUAAUAUUUUUUUUUAGAUUAUUAAGAAGGCAUAUUGAUAUAAAGCUCAUUUUGUGUAUUUAUCAGGUGUUAAUUGUUAUCAAAUCCAAUCGUUUCUAAAUGUUUUAAAGCAAUAGCGGGUUUUUUUAGACUGCUAGCGUAUACUUAUGUCAAGGCAAUCGAUUAAACUAAAAGUUUUAUUUCAAUAUUCCUUCACAACUGACGAAUAUAUUUAUUCAAAACGUUGAUACAUACCUCGAAGAAAGCACAAAACCUUGCCAUAUUGUCUUAUUUAAGUUCGUAUGUUUGUUUGUAAAUGUUUAUAUAUAUAUUGUAGGCACGACAGUACAAGCUAGGAUAAGAUAGAUUAAGACGAGACGAGACGGCGACCGAACAUUCUCGAACGUUCCACGACAUUCGGGGCCAUUCGAUUGCAAACUUAGGUUACAUUUUAGGGAGAGACGAAUUAUUUACGGUUUUUUUUUUUUAAAUAUAUUUUAAGCUUUUAUUUUAUGUUUUCUACAUGGCUCCGAUUUUUUUUUUUUAUAUUUUAAGCAGGACUUUAUUUUAGAUUUAUUUUUUGUAAAACGAUUGUUAUUAUUAACGAUUUCCAUAAAUGUCAUGUACAGAAUAUAUCAAAAGUUUAGCAAAUCAAGAAUGUUCAAGAAGUAAUAUCCACAAUUAAAAAAAAAUUGAUCAUAAAUCAAUAGGAAUUAAAAUAAAUUCGUUAAUAGUAGCAAACGUUGUAUUUUACGACGAUAGACAAUACUUUGUAAGCCAAAGGUAACGAAAGUAUUACGAACGCUGUGUUGCGAUUGAUUCCAUUUUAUUCGACAAUUCGUUUGUGUUGACUUUAGAAUUGAUUUGACAUUAGUUAACUCUUCCACCGCCCCCAUCAUCUACACUCAUGCGACCAAAGAUUCGUAUAAGCUAGAUUUAGUUUAGUUCAAAAUUAUUUCUAAGUUAAUUUUAACUUAAAGCACAUCGUUAUGUAAUCGAUCGAUAAUUUAGUCGCUCAACGGGCUUGAUAGAAUAAUAUCUUGUUGAUUGCAUGUAAAUUAUACAUUAAUAAUUCUGUUUAAGAAAUAAUUAUGAUUUUGAUAAUUGAAUAUGUGCCAGCCGGUACUCAAUUUUUUUCGAUACACGUAUUCAUAGUAGAAAAGACUUCUAAUACCAUCGGCCCUGAGCGACUCAGGUAUCGGCCGACUGCAAACCGACGUGCGCUCUAUGUAAGUGAAACACAUCAUCCCAUCGAUCUACUGUAUUCACGAUCAAAUUUCAUCACAUUGUUUCUAGUCACGAACAUUGAAAACGCUGGUGCCA
Vanessa atalanta (red admiral) is the source of this 10229-nucleotide messenger RNA. RefSeq names its product golgin subfamily A member 4-like. The record is from RefSeq and is a predicted model, not a curated record. The coding region runs from base 104 to 8146 and encodes 2680 amino acids. The transcript is spliced from 37 exons. NCBI's taxonomy places the organism in Eukaryota, Metazoa, Arthropoda, Insecta, Lepidoptera, Nymphalidae.